CAAUCAAAAUUCACAAUAACGUAGAACACAGUGCAAAUCACAGACAACAACCAUGGUGGACACGCAGCACUUCUGUCUGCGAUGGAACAACUACCAGAGCAGUAUCACGUCCGCCUUCGAGAACCUGCGCGAUGAUGAGGACUUUGUCGAUGUGACGCUCGCCUGCGACGGUCGCAGCCUGAAAGCACACCGGGUGGUACUAUCCGCGUGCAGUACAUAUUUCCGAGAGCUACUGAAGAGCACACCUUGCAAACAUCCGGUGAUAGUGUUGCAGGAUGUCGCGUUCACCGAUCUUCACGCGCUGGUCGAAUUCAUCUAUCACGGUGAGGUGAACGUGCAUCAGCGAUCACUCAGCUCCUUCCUGAAGACGGCGGAAAUUUUAAGAGUGUCCGGCUUAACACAGCAACAAGCAGAGGAAACACAUGGUAUACAUACGCCGCUCGGUGCGAACCUGCCCUCGGGCGUCGUACAUCAUCCGAUCUACCCGGACAAGAUGCUGGACGACUCGCUGUACGUGUCGCAAGGUGCAUCCCCUCCGCCACAUCUUGCCAGCCUGCACAACAGCUCCUCCCCGAACAGUGGUGUUGGUGUCGGUGGUGGCGGUGGAAGUGGCGGAGGCGGCGGCACCGGUAACAGCAACGGUGCACCGAUAGUGAAUCAGCUGUUAAAGCGAGCGGCUGCCGCAGCAGCCCUCCGACGGGAGCGCAACAAUUCGGCCCAUUCGGACGAGAUGGCACUGAAGCGGCACCGAAUGUCGGUGGACAGCAAUGGGCCGACGAAUGCGCGUGAUCUGGACGUGAUCUGUAGUACGCCCCAAACGACGGCCACCGAUUUUUCGUCGAGCGCCUCGAAGCAGCACAUAAGUUUGCCAUCGCCCCAGGGAAAGGAUCAAUUGCGGCAACAGGACAGCUUAUCCGGUCAUGCAAACAGUGGCAACAACAACAGUUUCUCCAUCAACAGCUCGAGUAACUUAAUAAAAAGUAGUAUUAAUAACAAUAAUAAUAACAUCAACAACAACAACAACUUGAACAACAACCUGUUGCACAGCAAGGAAAACAGUAGUGGCGGCGGUACGGUUGGCGGUGGACUGUGCGGUUCCGGCAGCAUCCCCACUUCGCUCGGCACAUCGAACGGCAGCAAUGCCGGCAGCCUCUGUUCGGCGGAGAAGGAAAGCCUAGCGUCCUCACCGUCGGAGCGUUCCGCCGAGGAUGUGAAGUCGGAACCGCUCGAGCUGCUGUGCGGCACGGGCGGCGAUCACGAAAACAGCUCGGACUCGGUAACGGACGAUCAUGGCGAUCUCGUCAAAGGUGGACUGGAUGUGAAAGGUUCCCUGCGAUCACCAAACGAUCACGAGCUGGAUAGCAAUAUGCAUCACCACAGUGCACAAUUCCUCAUGAACGCGAGCGAAAACAAGCUGUUUCCCACGCCACCCCAGUUUAACUUUUCGAUGGCAGCACUAGCAGCAGAUCCCUCAGCGUUGGCAGGAUUUAGCACCCAAGCACUGCAAGCGGUAGAGUUGGCCGGUUCACCACAGGGACCAGGCCAAGGAUCACCGUCACCCUCGUCAUCGGUAGUUGCCGGCUCACCCUCGCAGCUGAUGCCACUCCGUAUGCCACCACCAACUAGUGGCGGCAUUAACGAACCGCAAGAGUGUCCCUACUGUAGACGAACGUUCUCCUGCUACUACUCCCUGAAGCGCCAUUUUCAGGACAAGCACGAACAGUCGGACACGCUGUACGUGUGCGAGUUUUGCCACCGACGGUACCGGACGAAAAACUCGCUCACCACGCACAAAAGCCUCCAGCAUCGUGGGUCCAGCGGGAUGCUGAAACGGUUGCUGAAGACGUCCGCCAUCAAGACGGUGCUGUCCGGGAACGGUAGCAGUGUGGGGACCGGUCUGCACGGUUCCCAUCCGCAUGCACAUCCACAUCUGUUCGAUUUUGCGGCAGAAUUGGGACAACCACCGCCGGGCAUUCAGUAA
Messenger RNA from Anopheles maculipalpis, 1981 nucleotides. It is a transcript of the gene br, whose product is annotated as broad-complex core protein isoforms 1/2/3/4/5. The record is from RefSeq and is a predicted model, not a curated record. Gene Ontology annotation, biological process: regulation of transcription by RNA polymerase II. Bases 53 to 1981 code for a protein of 642 amino acids. The transcript is spliced from 7 exons. Lineage: Eukaryota; Metazoa; Arthropoda; Insecta; Diptera; Culicidae. Gene Ontology annotation, molecular function: protein binding. Gene Ontology annotation, cellular component: nucleus.